This is a messenger RNA of Paramecium sonneborni, 1979 nucleotides long. NCBI's taxonomy places the organism in Eukaryota, Ciliophora, Oligohymenophorea, Peniculida, Parameciidae. The record is from the annotation of a GenBank genome assembly.
AUGAGUAAAGAGAAAAAGAUUGAGUCAUCCAUGUUAACAUUUUUUGUAUAAGAGAUGAACUAGAAUUUUUGGGAAUAGACUCAUACAACAGAAUUAGAUGUAUUGAUUAACAUUCAUUUAAGUCAUAAGAAUUUUUGAUUGAACAUGAAUUUAUUAGAGAGGCUAGAAAAGAAGUUAAAGUCAAACAUACUUUACUUGUAUUAGGUGAAGAAUUUUUGUAUAAGAUCUCUCCAAAAUAAAAUUUAAAGCGAGUUCCAUUAAAUAUACUGCAUUUUGAUACAAUUCCAAAAUUACCAGAAGAUGAUAUUUUGCAACUUAAUUCUGAAAAUUAAUUAUAUGGAUUCAAAUUAACUUAUGCAAGUAAGACACUUCAAGUUUUCACAUCAAAUUCUGUUGUUUUUUUAUAAUGGUAAGCUAUUUUAAAACGAAAAUGUUUACUAUCUUCUUUUCAUGAAACAUAUCAUGUUGAGAAAAUGAUAGGUAAAGGUAGUUUUGCUAAAGUUUAUUUAGCUAAUUCUAAUGGAUAAUCAUAUGCUAUUAAAGCAUUUAGUAAAUAAUUUAUAAAUGAAUAAUUAAAAGUAUAAACUAUUAAUAUAAUAGGGUAAAGAAAGUCUUCUUAAUGAAAUGUAAGUAAUGAGAGCUAUUAAACAUCCAAAUAUUGUUAAAUUAUUAGAAGUCCAUGAAACUUAAAAUUCAAUCUACUUUGUUUUAGAAUUAGUUGUUGGAGGAGAAUUACUUUAAAGAGUCAAAGAAAAAGGUAAAAUAUUUAGUAUCUAUAUAUAUAACAGGAUUAUUGAAAUCAGAUGAUUUGAUUAAAAUUGCAUUUAAUUUAUUAAGUGCUUUAGAUCAUUUGCAUUAAAAAAAAAUAUUUCAUAGAGAUUUAAAACCUGAAAAUCUAUUAUUUAAAUCUAAAGAAGAUAAUUAUAAUAUAAUGAUCGCAGAUUUUGGCUUAGCUGCUUUUUCUGAUUAAGAAUUAAUAUUCAAAAGAUGUGGUACUCCAGGUUUUGUAGCUCCUGAAAUCUUACUCUAUAUCGAUGGAGGACCUAUUUAUGAUACUAAAUGUGAUAUUUUUAGUGCUGGAGUCAUCUUGUAUAUAUUAAUUGUAUAUUCUAAAAUCUAUAAAAUUAGACUGGUAAAUAGCCAUUUCCUGGCUAAGAUUAAAAAGCAAUUUUAAAAGCUAAUAAAGCCUGUUAAAUAGAUUUUGGAUUACCAGCCUUUUUGAAGACUCCUAUUGAAUUUUAAGAUUUAGUAAAAAAAAUGUUAUCUAGUAAAAUCAAUGAUAGACCAACUGCAUAAGAUGUAAGUAUUGUUAUAUAUUUUAUCAAGUGCUUAAAACAUAAACUAUUCGCUAAAAUUUCUCAAUAAAUAAAAUAGGAUUAAUAAGACUUAGAAGAUUAAUAAUAAUAAGUCUUAAAUAAUCUAGCCAAUUAUGAUAUAGAAUAUACUAUUGGUUUAAAAAAUAAUACUCAGAAGUAAUAUAUAAAUUAAUUAGUUCGGAGGAUUUAGUAGGAUCACAAUAAUUAUAAUGGCGAAAACCAGCUUAUAAUGGAAAUGUUUAAACUAUUGAAACCUUAACAAAUUGUUCCACUGUUUCGAUCAAAUAAAUUGAUGCUUAAUCUACUUCUCAAUCUUAAUAAUAAAAACAACCUUAAUAAUCUAAAUUCAGUAUUUUUAGUGCUAAAUUAUCAAGAUAGAAUAGCUUUGAUGGAGGCACUGGUAUAUUUUUAAUUAACAUAGAUAUGUUCAAAGAUUGUGCUUCUCCUGGAAGAAAUAAAAUAUCAAAAGAAAAAGAUUUACAUAAAAUUGCUUUAAAAAACUCUUUUCGAUUUUGCUAAAAACCAUAAUUAUAAGUAGAAGAUAAUUAAAUCAAUCAAGAACAAUCAGAGGUAAGUGAAUUGAUCAAAAGACAUAAUUCCAGUGAAUUGAUAAAAAUGAAUCGUACUGAUCAUGAAAUUUAAUCUCCUAAAAAAGUAGAAUGA